Molecule: messenger RNA, 1249 nt
Organism: Corythoichthys intestinalis (scribbled pipefish)
Lineage: Eukaryota; Metazoa; Chordata; Actinopteri; Syngnathiformes; Syngnathidae
Exons: 7
Coding region: 100-711 (203 amino acids)
Source: RefSeq, a predicted model, not a curated record
CUCCUCUUGAUGAGUCACAAAUUUCUCUUCCUCCUCUGCUCCCCUCACAACAUUGCCUAACCGUUAUUUCCUCUAUGGUGGCUCUCUGGAAAAACAACAAUGAGUGCACCAACAACCGCUAACACAGAGAUCACAAAUGGACACAAGGAAAAUUUCGAUGAGGCCAAAGUGCUGAUGUCCAGCAAACCGCUUCAUCGCUUUGUCCAAAGGGAUCCUCAAAGUCUUGGGGUUGUUAUUAUGAUCUGCGGCUUUGCUGAGGUCAUGAUGGGAUUCAUCUUGAUCAGUGAAACCCCGGAAAACUCCAAUGAAACUCUAGGAAACUCCACUUACCUCUAUAUACCUUUCUGGCAGGGAGCCUUGUUUCUCAUCUCUGGAAACCUGUCCAUCUACACCACCGCAUUUCCAUCGAAAAGGAUGGUUACAGUUUCUUUGGCCAUGUAUGUGGUUUCCAUCUUUGGCAUUAUGGUCUCUGUAGGAUACAGGAUAGUCUGCGUUUCCACCAAUCGCAUUUUCAGAACGAGUGUGACAAGUUGGACCUAUAAGAGAUCGGUGCAAAUUUUGAGUAUUGAAAUAAUAUUGUGCGCAUAUUCAGUCUGCAUAUUUGUGCUGCUCAUCUUCUUGUCGGUGGUUGCUCGCUUGGCUUUGAAAUCCACAAACACUCAGAUCCUUUUCCAGCGGAUUUCAACGCCGCAGCGUGACACAACAUCCUAAUAGUGAUCAUAAUAAUAGGUCUGCUGCAGUUCUUCAUCAUAUUUGUAUGCGUUAUUAACACAACAUUACAAGUUACUUUUAUAAUCUAAAAACAUCCAAUACUAAUCUACAGUUUUCCUUUGCAAAGGCAAAAACAACUCUGAUGAAACUUAUAAGAUAUUGAUUUCAAAUGUGUUUUGGGAUUUUAUUUAUUAUAUUACAGGGUGCCCUGUAAGUCUCCAUAAAUAGGGAAAAAAAAAAUGUUUUUUUUUUUUUUUUAAUAUGUUUGAUAUGCUGCCAUUUUGCCUGGAACACAACACCAUGUAUGUCAUCCACUGCAAAAGAACACUUCAAAGAAAAUCUGGAUUUAUGUUUGUAACGGUGUUUGCGAUGUUUUGUAUCUUUGCCUGAUACACCAUACAGUCCCUGACAAAAGUCUUGCCACUUAUCCAUUUUGUAGAAACAAUUGUUCAUGACCUGACUUUUAAUUAUUCAAUUGGUUUCAGAAAUGGCUCAUAUGAAAGCUAAGACCCUCCCAAACGAUGUUGAAUGUACAAAA